Molecule: messenger RNA, 534 nt
Organism: Penicillium cinerascens
Lineage: Eukaryota; Fungi; Ascomycota; Eurotiomycetes; Eurotiales; Aspergillaceae
Exons: 2
Coding region: 1-534 (177 amino acids)
Source: RefSeq, a predicted model, not a curated record
AUGGAAGCUGAAGGCCGUUUCCUCCCUAGCCCUGUUAGUCCAGCUGGCCCUGUUAGUCCAGCUGGCCCUGUUAGUCCAGCUGGCCCUGUUAGUCUGGCUGGCCCUGUUAGUCCGGCUGGCCCUGUUAGUCUGGCUGGCCCUGUUAGUCUGGCUGGCCCUGUUAGUCUGGCUGGCCUUGUUAGUCUGGCUGGCCUUGUUAGUCUGGCUGGCCGUUUCAGUCCGGCUGGCCUUGUUAGUCUGGCUGGCCGUUUCAGUCCGGCUGGCCCUGUUAGUCCGGCUGGCCGUUUCAGUCCGGCUGGCCUUGUUAGUCCGGCUGGCCGUUUCAGUCCGGCUGGCCCUGUUAGUCCGGCUGGCCGUUUCAGUCCGGCUGGCCCUGUUAGUCCGGCUGGCCCUGUUAGUCCGGCUGGCCCUGUUAGUCCGGCUGGCCGUUUCAGUCUCCCUGGCCCUAGUAGUCCGUGGCUAGUGGCCGUUUCAGAUUCUAAGGGAAACUCCUUAAAUACAUUGUUUAGAAAGGAAUCUAUGGUCGCCGCCUGA